Molecule: messenger RNA, 3089 nt
Organism: Conger conger (European conger)
Lineage: Eukaryota; Metazoa; Chordata; Actinopteri; Anguilliformes; Congridae
Gene: uevld
Product: UEV and lactate/malate dehyrogenase domains
Exons: 12
Coding region: 131-1528 (465 amino acids)
Biological process (GO): protein modification process; carboxylic acid metabolic process; protein transport
Molecular function (GO): oxidoreductase activity, acting on the CH-OH group of donors, NAD or NADP as acceptor
Source: RefSeq, a predicted model, not a curated record
GUUCGCGGAAGUUUUUAUUCUGUUGCCAAGUUGUGUGGACAGCAGGUCGAUGUUGUUUCCACUGUACAAAGUCAGAAGCUUUGAUUAUUAACUUCACAUACACGCACUGUCAAUCAGUAGAUGUUAAGACAUGGAUCUUUCCUCGGAAUCUAUAAAGAGGAUACUCGGAAAGUAUAAGUUUCGAGAUGUGGCGAUCGAAGAACUUCAGAAAGUACACCGGAUACACCCUGGGUUGGUACCACAGGCCAGCACGUACACUUUCAGUGACAGCACCCAGAAGGACCUCCUCAAACUGGUGGGGAACAUUCCAGUCCAAUAUCAAGGCCGCUCGUACAACCUGCCCAUCCUCCUGUGGCUCCUGGACUCCUUCCCUUUCACACCUCCCAUCUGCCUGCUCCGGCCCACCCCCAACAUGGUGAUCCGGGAGGGGAAGCACGUGGACGCUCGGGGGAAGAUCCACCUGCCUGCCCUGCACAACUGGGACCAUCCCAAAUCCACUGUAAGUGGCCUCUUGGCUGAAAUGAUUGCCAAAUUUGAAGAAGAUCCUCCACUCAGCUCUAAGACUUCAGAGGACAGCAAGGACCCAACAGAGCUGCUCGACUUUGUGUCAAAACUAAAGAUUGGUGAAAGUGCCAAGCCUGAUCGACCAAUCAACAAAGUCACUGUAAUAGGAGGUGGAGACCUAGGAAUGGCUACUGUGAUGAGCCUUUUGGCCAAGGGGAGCGUGGACAAGCUGGUCUUCAUUGACCUUCCUGACAGCUCAACUAAAGGAGGGACCAUGGAUUUAGAGAUUUUCCAUCUGCCCAAAGUGAAAGUUUCCAAAGAUUUGUCCACCACGGCUGGGUCGAAGGUGGUGGUGGUGACGGCGAAUGCCUGGAGCGAAGAGCAGUCUUACGUGGGCGUGGUCCAGACCAACGUGGAUCUGUACAGAGGGUUCAUUCCCACUGUGGCCCGACUCAGCCCUCAAGCAUUGCUGCUCAUUGCUUCUCAGCCAGUGGACAUCAUGACCCACGUGGCGUGGAGACAGAGCGGACUGAUGCCAUCCCGUGUGAUCGGCGCCGGGUGCAACCUGGACUCUGAGCGCCUUAAUUACAUAAUCAAUGUCGCCCUCACAGCCCAGAGCACUGGCAAGCAGGGCUGGGUCAUUGGGGAGCUCUCGGACAACAAGGUUGCCAUCAUGACUAAUACGGGCCCGGAGAUGAUGCGAGUGUCCAACUCCGCCAAACCCUUGGCUGACAGAGCCUUUGAGAUGCUGAAGGGGAAGGGGCAGCGGUCCUGGUCGGUGGGGCUGUCCAUCGCUGACAUCACCAACAGCAUCCUGCUGGACCAGAGGAAGAUCCACUCUGUCUCCACACUGGCACAGGGCUGGGGGGGCAUCGGUGUGGAGGUGUUCCUCAGUCUGCCCUGUGCCCUGGGGGCCACGGGUUCAGCGCGGCUGGCCAGCGUGUCUCUGGGUACGGAGGAGGACUCUAAACUGCGGGAGAGCGUCACGUCCCUCACCAGCUUCCUGUCGCAGCUCCGCGUGUAACCAGGAUCCCAGCCUGCCCUCAUCCCGCACACAAUAUCCCAACCUGCCUUAACACACUCUCCAGCUCAUAGAGGGAUCACCCAGCAGCAGCUGAUCCCAUUCUCCGUUCCAGUGCAUCUGUAGCAAGCGUUCGCAAGCCUGGCCUCAGAGAGCCACAGGGUGCAGUGGAUUCUCUCCUUACACACCACUUAAUUGAGGAUUUAAAGCAGUUUGUUAAAGUUAACUCGCCUCACCUGACUUCUUGGAUUUCAUUUAGUUGCACGGUCGUUAUUGGACACGGUUAAGGAAUCAGCUGCCGAUGGGUGAUCUAAUUGAACUUUGCAAGCUUCACAAAUCAUGAGAAAAGAGGUUCGGGACCCUUACCAAAUAAAAGGUGAUCUCUGCAGACACUAUCCAAUGGGAUUACUACAGAAGGGGCUGAUGUGAACAGCCUGUUCCAGUGACCGUCAACCAGUGUAUAUAGAAAUGGAGCCUUCUGGCUUUGACGCUUUCCUUGCUGACAUUAACAUUGAUUGUCUGCAACACAUAUUUAAAACAGAAUGCUACGUUCUAUGAGCAGAUUAUACUUACGGAAUGUGUUUGGUGGCAGAGCAUCGAAAAAUCACAUUCAGAAGGGGUGUUUGCAGUUUAAAUGUUACUUUGUCCAACUGAAAAAAAAUCCUUUUCCAAUGUCAGGUAUUGCAAAAAGGAAAAUUAUUUUUCAAGUGGAUGAAAACUGAGUAAUUAGUACGGAUGUCUCGUACAACCAUUUCCUAUCAAAUGGACAUUUUAAAAAUGAGCACACUAAAAUAUAUGCAAUUGAAAUGUUGGAUGCUUCUUGGUACUGUUCAGAACAAAUGCCUGUUUACACAUUUAGCCAAACUAUGCAGUUGUACAACAGGGAAAUGUCUAACACCAACACUAACUAACCAACACUUCUCACUGAGGUACAGAUGUUGUGCAGACUGGGCUAGAAUGCCAAUUCUCCAUAUUAGUCCAGACGGCAAUCCUCCAAACGAUUGGUUGUGUGCUUUACUGUGAUGAUCAGGGUACACCAUUUGCUUUAUUGAACAUAUUGCAAUAUUUAUAUAUGUAUUCUAUAUGUAAGCUUUACUGCACUGCUGAUAAGGGUUUGAGCCAGUUCCAUUCACAUUCAAGAGGGAAUGAAUGAAAAUUAAUUUACUUUGUUGAAAAAUGUUAAUCACAUAAUCUCUUAUGGGGAGUUGAAUUGUCAAUGAAUUGUAAUGGGAUGGACACAAACUCUAAAUUGGCACAAUGUGCAAACCUUGAAGUUGCAAGUCCCUAAAAGGAUUUGCUUAAUGCUUGAAAAUUCAUUUGAAGUGUGGCGUAGUGAUGCAAGGGGGUGGAAUAUGUUUUGUUUAUUUCUGCACUGCUGUUUUACUCUUUCUGCACACCGGAAGAAACUUUUUAAUUUUGCUGAAGAUAAUAAUUUGAUCAAUGCACACUAAUGCACCAUGUAUUCUUGUAAUUUUGGGCUGUAUAUCUUUAUUUAAUGGAAUCUAAUUCAUGUUAUUUAUUUUGUGGAAAGAAAUAAAUGAUUAAACCUCACCUGUGAACAGGA